AUUGACUACCGCUUUAGUGACACAAUAGUUAAUGGAGAAGAAACAUAAUUUAUCUACGAUUUUGUGAAUGUUCAUACUUGAAUAAAGUUGUCUGUUAAUACGGUUUAAACCUCAUUAUAACAGUAUUUGCAGAAUGUCCGACAAGUACUCCCGAUUGGUGACAUUUGUGAUAAACAUUUGUCCAAAGCCAUUGAGUGAACUUUUUAUCAGUAAAGCAAAAAAGGAUAAAAACAUCCAGUACACAAAUUUAAAAGACUACCUUGUUUUCCGUGAACAAGAUAUUCGUAAUUUGGAAAGACGAAACAAAAUUACCACCGAUCAGCUGGAUCACAUUUUUCCGCCGUACGGGAUUGUAGAUAUUCAGAAAUGGGACGUCACCUUAUCAUCAGCCCUAUUAAAAGGAUUAUUUAAAAAUGAGCUAGAUUCCGGUGAAAGAUUGUGUCUCGAUACAAUUACAACAAUUCGCAACACUCUACAGCAUUUUCCAAGCACCAAUUGUAUUGAAGAUGAAUUCUUUGAUUUAUCAUGGAAUGAUCUAACAAAUGCAGUCCUUUCACUAUCCAAUUACGCUGGAGCUCCCGAACAACGAUCGAUUGAAGAAGAAAUUAGCAAGGCUUUAACUGAAAAUAUGCCAAAUCUCGGAGACGUUUUGCAAACAUGGUACAAAGGAUUUACUGUUCAACUCAGUUUACAAAACAAAAGACUGGAGAAGAAAUUAAAUGAGCAAGCCUCUGAAAUACAAAAUGUGAGAGCUGCGUCUGAAAAAGGAAAGGCUAUACUUUUUAAAGGAACGAGAAAAAGACAGAGACGUUCAGGUGCCGCUGUAAAGGCUUUUAACAUUUAUGACCAAAAAGUGGAUAACAUGAAAGAGAAGUUCAAAAGGGGUUAUGAUAAGCCUUUCAAUAGUUCUGAGUUUUAUCAAGACCGUAUUAAGCUUAUUACCAAACAGCUAAAUGAAAACCACCGUGUUAUCGUUACCGGCAAUGAUAACGACCUGAAUUACAAAUGUGCAUUUGCUGCAAUAAAAGAAGCAAACCAAUACAUUGAUCAAUGCUUAGAAAUUAAUAACCCAUCUGACUGGGGAUCUAUCACAUUUGAGGAUGCUAAACUCGUUCUGUUCAAUGAGCCAUUUGGAAGGUCUAAAUUUGAUGAUAGAAAAUAUGAAGCAAUGCUUGACGAAAUCGACGGAAUGCUUGACGCAACCCAAGGAGAGGAUGACGACACUAUCAAUAUCGUAAUAGUGGCAAACCAAAAGCACCUGAAAGAAGCGACAGAUCGAAGUGAUCAUGAGAUGUUAUCCACAUCAUCUGUUGUUGAAAUCGAUUACAGCAACAUAGACGAUAAGACUCUUGUUGUAGAUGAUACCAUACACAGGAAUUUACUUGAUAUGGCUAAGACUUUCAAAAAAUCAUACAUACCAAAGGAAGUUGACAGUCAAGCUAAAGAAAAGGCGAAACGACUCUUCAUAGAUGAGAGCAUGGUGGUUAUCGUUGGACCAACUGGAAGUGGAAAAACAAGCAUUUCCUUUGAGUUGUUAUCUUCAUAUGACCUAAGCAAUGGAGAAGAUAAUUUUGUCGUUAUCGCCGAUCCAAGCGAGUUGAAGUUUGUAAAUCUUUCGCUGCAUCCUGUGAUUAUCAUCAAGUCAUUGUGUGGAGUGAAGUUUAACCAUGCUGAAGUGCACAGGUGGUAUAACCAGUUAGACAGAUUGUAUGCAGCUGUUAAGAGAAAUCAGAUAGCCGUUAUCAUAACGAUAGAUUCAAAUGUAUUCCAAAUGAUUCAAUCACAUAUGCCACCACAUCAACUAUUGGCACAUACUGUUACAUUGACCAGCAAUACUGUCAACGAAAGAGAAAAUGGAAGUAAAGAUACAAUUGAUUGUGAAGUACAGACUGACGACAUAAGUUUGUACACAAUACCGGAGGGAAAUUCAACACAAGCUGCUACAACUGUUGGUGAAAAUGAUUUAAGGUCUGUAAAAGGUUUUCGAGAAUAUAAAAUGUCUCCUUUAACGUUAUUACCUAAGCGUUGUAGGAUUAUCAGUUUUUCUAUCUUACCUUCUGGAGAAAUUUUGUUUAUUGAGUAUUCAGGUAAACUUAUAAAACUGAACACAAAUUUUAAAGUAAUCAGUACCUUACAAAUAGAUAUUGGUUUGUUGCGUUCAUGUGUAUGUUACACUGGGAAAGAUAUUGCUGUAGUAUUGAAUCAGGAUCAGCUUAUGUUUGUAAAUAUCAAAGAAGAUGUGUCACUGAUAAAUUCACGAAGUAUAUCUCACAAAUGUUACUCAUUAGCUUGUUAUAAUGACAAACUUUAUGCUAUAGACAAAUGUUCAGUGUUUGUUUAUUCAACUGAUGGUGAUUUUCUGAAAGAUCUUUAUGAGUCAAGACACACAAUGCUCGAAUACAUUGACAUUGCAGUGAGAAAUGACGGAAGUAUGAUAUUUAUUAUGACCGAUGCGAAAAAACUUAUAACUCUCGACAACUUUGGUAACACUUUAUUCAUGUUAGACAUUCCUGAUAUUGAAGGUGUAUUUAUAGGAAAUCAGAUACGUUUAUGUGUAGGUUUUCAGGAUAACGUCUUCAUAUUUGGUGACAUUCAAAAGGGAAGUAAUCAGAAAAAGAUUGUACAAGUUCAUCCUGGUUCAAGGUCUUGCAGAGUUAUUUUACAAUUCGAAAGUGAGGCUGAUUAUUAUGCAAUGCAAUAUGAUUUUGACAAAUGUGCAGUUAUGUUAGCAGGAAACUCAAAUAUGUUAACAGUUUUAGAACUACGUUGACAUUGUCUGUA
Molecule: messenger RNA, 2781 nt
Organism: Ruditapes philippinarum (Manila clam)
Lineage: Eukaryota; Metazoa; Mollusca; Bivalvia; Venerida; Veneridae
Exons: 8
Coding region: 134-2770 (878 amino acids)
Source: RefSeq, a predicted model, not a curated record